AUGGUUACUUGCAAAUACGAAAUUUCUCUUCUCGUGUUCAACUUGCCAUCUCUCUCGUUCGCUGCGCUCACUGGAAUCACUGUUAGCGUAAACAAAUCAGAAGAAUACAAACUUCGCUCGGACAUUUUAAAGUAUAAGGAGCCCAUGGUCCGUCCUGUUGAAAACUACUCUGAAGCCGUCAAUGUUUCUUUCUAUAUGGACGUUUUAAACUUGACAGACCUGGAUAAUAAGCGCCAGAUGCUUGCAACAAAUGUCUGGAUUUUACAGAGGUGGCAGAAUCCGUUCCUCGAAUGGAAGAAAGAAGAUUAUGGAGGUAUUGAUCAGAUCCUCGUGAGCCCAACGGAAAUAUGGGUGCCAGACAUUGUCCUUUACAACAAUGGCGAUAAACAGGUUCGGAAAGCUGGUCACACUGAACUGUUCAAGAACUGGGUCGCAGUUAAUAGCACUGGAGGGUGUAGUUGGGGAUCCAUGGCAAAUCUUGAGAGUAGUUGCAGCGUGGAGGUCAGCUCGUUUCCUUUCGAUGAGCAGGAGUGUUCUCUUACUUUUGCUUCAGCGAGUUAUGGAAGUAAUAUGCUGGAAAUUCAUUCCAUACGCCCUUUAGGAAAACAAGAUAAGAGCGAACAUCUCGAUGAGGAUGGGGAAUGGGAGUUUAAACGCAUGUACGUGCAUAUUUCGAGGAAGAUAUCUCAACGACAUGAAGAUGCAAGGCUGGAAUACCCUCGUAUCACAUACACACUAAAGAUCAAACGGAGGCCCCUUUAUUAUAUCAUGCUGAUGAUUAUACCUUGCGUCCUUUGUACCCUGUUGGUUCUGGCCAGUUUCGCUAUUCCUCCAGAAAAUGGUGAACGGAUUGGUUUUUGCUCCACCGUCAUGCUUUCAAUCAGUGUUUAUCUCCUUAUCAUGGCUGAUAUGCUCCCAGAAAAGUCGGAUACGUUGCCAGUUCUUGGUGUCUACUACACCAUCACUAUGUUUGAGAUAGCCCUGGCAUUGAUUGGUACGAUUAUUGUUUUGAGGAUCUACCAUUCAGCAAGUGAACCACCCAACUGUUUUAAAACUCUGCAUAAGAAGCGCAAAGCCAAGAAAUUAAAGAAAAUAAGAGUUGGAGGAAAGUGGAUGAUGACAAAACUCCUCAGAGGCAAUGCCGUAACAAACAAUAGCAAUCCAGUUGGAGGUGAUGCAGAACCGAAUAUUACUCAGGUCCCAGUUGAUACGGAGCCACAGGAGACAGAGGUAAAGGGCGACGGAAAUGGCAUUGAGCUCACAGAAGAUGACAAUCAAAAAAUCUGGCGUUCAAUUGCUGUUACUUGUGAUCGCAUUUUUUUCUGGCUCUUUUCGAUCAUUUUCAUCGGGUCCACUGCAUAUGUGAUAGCGAAUCGUGGUAACUUUGCGGUUUUGUUUGAUAAGAACAUCUAA
Messenger RNA from Pocillopora verrucosa, 1413 nucleotides. RefSeq names its product neuronal acetylcholine receptor subunit alpha-5. Gene Ontology annotation, biological process: signal transduction; nervous system process; chemical synaptic transmission. The record is from RefSeq and is a predicted model, not a curated record. Gene Ontology annotation, cellular component: synapse; plasma membrane; neuron projection. NCBI's taxonomy places the organism in Eukaryota, Metazoa, Cnidaria, Anthozoa, Scleractinia, Pocilloporidae. Gene Ontology annotation, molecular function: transmembrane signaling receptor activity; acetylcholine-gated monoatomic cation-selective channel activity.